GGUACAGCUAGAUAUCCUCUAGAAUUAUUUGAUUGAGCUAGAAUAUUCUCUUCGACUACAUCAAACCUUUUAUCCUCCUUCUGCUUUCCAUUUUCACAGCUCUCUAACCAGGAUCAAGCUAAAUCUAUAUCCUUUUUCAUAACCUCUCAUAUCAGUCUCAUAAUGUCUUCAAACAAAUCAUCACAAGCUCUUCGAACAGAAGUUUCCAAACUAGCCAGACUAUCCAAUAUUCAAGGUGGUCUGCCGCCUCUUAUGAGAGGCCUACCAGUUCUAGCGAUCAUGGCUGGAGAGGCUAUCGCAAAGACGACCAACACCACAAACAUGAUUGAGGAGCGAAUGCUUGGAGCGGACGAAGUAUUCAUACUGCAAAGUCCACAAGGAUCAACGAGAAGUACAGCUAUGAAUGAUAGUGGUCGGCCAGGCGUAAACUUGAUGUGCCAAACAUGCGGGCAGAAGACGGGCAAGAUCCAGAAGGAAGCAAUGUUUGAUAUUUCAAGGGCCCAUAACUCUUUGAAAGGGUAUCAUCAAAUAUCUAGGAAUGUUGGUUCUGCUCUGAUGCCUGAACGAGAUAUGGAAACCAUGCGGAGAUGAAAUCUUCAGCUAUUCUAUUGUACAAAAUCUAGUUAUUCCACUCUAUCACCUCAAUCCCAACUCCCAAUCUUAUUUCUUUCUAAACCAACACCUCCGGUCUCUAGGCAGACCCUUAUUCGACCAAUUUCCGC
Molecule: messenger RNA, 722 nt
Organism: Fusarium odoratissimum NRRL 54006
Lineage: Eukaryota; Fungi; Ascomycota; Sordariomycetes; Hypocreales; Nectriaceae
Exons: 1
Coding region: 163-591 (142 amino acids)
Source: RefSeq, a predicted model, not a curated record